Molecule: messenger RNA, 1338 nt
Organism: Penicillium manginii
Lineage: Eukaryota; Fungi; Ascomycota; Eurotiomycetes; Eurotiales; Aspergillaceae
Exons: 3
Coding region: 1-1338 (445 amino acids)
Source: RefSeq, a predicted model, not a curated record
AUGUCGGGAUCUGCCUGUUCACUCCCCCCUGAAAAGGUCUUCUCCAUUCAAAUCGGCUCCGAUCUUUUUCGCCUAUCGGGUGCCUCCAUUGCCUCCGACGCCCCCUCCUACUUCUCUCGCUUCUUUGAAGAACAAGUGCGCGUCAACGAUGCCUCCAGUUGUCGCACCCUCUAUAUCGACCGCGACCCGGUCACCUUCCGGGACAUUGCGCGUCAUCUCCAAGGCUACCAUGUCCGUCCACGCGAUGGUCCGCAAUUUGUGAAACUCUUUGCCGACUCCCAGUUCUACAGCUGUACGUCAUUUGAUCUCCCAAGUCGCACAGAGCGUGUCGCGCUCAUAGCUAACCACCGUCCACCUCGUGCAGUGCCCCGACUGAUGUCCCAGCUGUUCGAGUCCGAAAUCUUCAUUCAAAUCGGUGAUCGUCAUUUCGAAAUCCCUCGUGAUAUAUUCUCGAGCCCUGGUGACUCUCCCAAUUUCUUUACUCUCGGCUUCGGUGCCUUCUUCGCCUCCCCGUCCGAGGUCUUCCCCGGCUUGGAUCGCACUGGUCUCCUCCGUCCACCCGCCAUCACACCCCCGAGUGUCCCCAAUCGAUCCGCCGAAGUUUUUGCCGACCUCUUGCAUAUCCUGCGGGGGUACCCGUUGCACAUUCGAAAUGAGGAACACCGGGCAGAGUUGAUACGUGAUUGUCGUUACUUCCACCUCCGCGGAGUUGAGCAGAAAAUCAUCCCCCAUAAACUUUCCGUCAAUCCCUUCACCCAGCGACCGGAAGUCACAAUUCGUCUAGAGGAUAUACGACCGUCGGGAAUCCAUUUCUUUCCGGAUAACCCUGCCUCGCCGAUCCUUGGCUUGGUUGGGUACGCUCGUCCCCAUGUCGAUGAAAAACCGGCCGAUUUAAUUCUACAAACGGGAGAUGACGCCGCUAUUAUUGAUCGCAGGGGCUCAAUUCUCACGGCGGACUUUUUGGGCAACUUCAAAUCUCGCAUGACCAACUUGUUACAAGUAGUGGGCAAGAAGAUCGAACUACCGGAUCCGCAACAGCUCAGCGGGAUGCCAGUCAAGGUCCGUCUUGGUCGAGAUGUAGAUCUGAAUGUCGAUGGCGAGAACGAUCCCCAGUUCACCCUGAUUCUAGCUGGGCUCAAAGACGAUGAGACUGAACCUCCCGCUAAACGCCAACGAUCUGAAACCCCCGCUGGGGCCCGUUGGCUUGUUCGCAAUGCGCAGUGGAAACUACAGCUCCAACCGAAUGGUGACAAUGGAUUAGAGCUUGUCCUCUUUGCCAUCAAGCUGGAUCUCUAUACAAAUCAAAGAGUUCAUAACCAGGCUCGGAAUUUCCUCUGA